Messenger RNA from Dermacentor andersoni, 4860 nucleotides. RefSeq lists its product as uncharacterized. NCBI's taxonomy places the organism in Eukaryota, Metazoa, Arthropoda, Arachnida, Ixodida, Ixodidae. Gene Ontology annotation, molecular function: metalloendopeptidase activity. The record is from RefSeq and is a predicted model, not a curated record. Gene Ontology annotation, cellular component: plasma membrane. Gene Ontology annotation, biological process: protein processing.
GACGCGGCGACAUCGUCCCGAUGUACUCUAACCCCCGCUCCAGGCCCCGACGCCGAUACCCCCUUGCAAAUGCUGUCGAGUAUGGCCACGACCACUGUGACGUGCACGCCGCAAGUGGUCAGUUCGCCCGUGUCACCUGCAGCCCGUGAAGAGCGGCCCGCUCCUCUCUGCGGAAGGUCCAUCGCAAGCCGAAACUUCUCGACGAAGUCCCGCGGUACCGGAACCACCAGAGCCUUGGCACCGAAACACCGAGCCGAGGAGGAGGCAGACGCACUCAGAAAACUCAACGAAUUCGUGAGCAAUCUUUUCUUGAAAAGUUGACGCUUAUUACAAAUUGUUACAUAUUUAUUUUCCGAUAGCAUUCUUUCCCACGUGAAAAUAGGCCGGAAUUCCAACACUUCGAAGUUAACGUACAAGACCGGCUUGGCCAGACGCAGUCAGUCUCAAAAGCGGAUACAUAUAUCUAAGGCAAAAAUGCCCGAGACCAGGUACCACCUCUUUGGAAGAUGUCCGACCGAACUACGGCAGUCGAUUCCAGUUAAGACACGCUGCUCUCCAUACGGCAGCUUGCACACGAGGCAAACAUCCAUUGUCGUAUGGGGUCCCUUUCACUCAAUCCCGCGCCCUUUAGGCCGGAGAGCCAUCCCUCAUUUAAUAAAGAUGCUUAAUUCAUUCAAGUGACCCUGAUCGUCACAGCAACUGUCUAAAACUAAAGCUGCAAAUUUCAGGCAAAACGUGUAUAUACAUCGGAGUGCCCCCAUGGCGCAGUCGUCAGCGUGAUCCUCGAAUGCCGACCACGUGGUUUGCUUCACCAAAUCUUUUCUGCAGGCCCACGCCGCACCUCCGUCCACUGCGCAUUCGCCGUCGCCGCGCGACGAAAGACGCCGGUGGCGCGGCAGGUGUGCGGGAUUCGCCGUCGUUCUGCUGUGCGUCGCCGUCCUCGCCGUCGCCUUGGCGCUGCUCCUGCCGUCGCGCGCGUCGACCAGCAGCGCCGAUGCCGGCGUGUGCGUCACUAAAGGGUGCGUGGACCACGCGGAGAACCUGGGCCUGCACCGCAAAGGGAGCGCCGUCGGACCCUGCGAGGACUUUGGCAAGUUCGUCUGCUCCCACUGGUUCGAAAAGCACAUCUACAUAGCACCGUCGGUGACCAUCUAUCACAUGGGCGAUUGGUUGUACAAUCUGGCGCGCACCCGAUGGUACGACACCACCGGCAACAAAGUCGCGGCGAGGGUGACGCGUCUCGUAGACGCGUGCAUGCAUCGGGAUUCCCAGACCGGCAACCACCACGACGACGGCGUCGAGCAGCUUUUCCACUUCAUGACCGAAAAACUCUUCCCGUGGCUGCUGCUCGACACCAACAGCAGCGGCGACGGUGACCGGAUACGAAACGACAGCCACCGGAUACGAGACGAAAGCGACUACGCCUUCACGCUGGCCACCAUCGUCAACAUGUCCGUGGUCUGGUACCUGCCGCUCUGGUUUACCGUCGACCUUGUGACAUCCUCGCCGGGACAUGGCGCCUCGCCAGCGCAGCGAUCCGUGAGCAUCAGCUCGACGAACGUGGUCGACAUCGCGCAGCGAGUACACCUAGAGGUCGAAGCGUACAAGCUCUACGAUGCGUACGUGUCACUCUUGCUGGACGUCGUCUUUCGCGGAGGGGAGUUCGCGCCGGAAUUCCGUUCCUUCGUACGCGACAGAAGCGCCGAAGUCCAGCACGACGUCUUGGGAAAUCUGUCGUCGCGCUACGUCGCCAGCCGCGUCGAGCCUCGUUUCCUCCAAAUGCGCCACCUGCCGGCGCUGGUGCCGAAGCUCGACGCUCGCGACUGGGUCGACGCGAUGCAGUCCGCGUUCGGGGCGAACCCGCCGCUCACCGAGGGGGACACGCUGUUCGUGACCGACUCCGGGCUCCUGGGCGCCGUGAACGUCCUCUUCGCUUCGUACACGGCCCGGGAAUUGACGUUUCACACGGCGUGGUGGUUCGUCCAAGUCCUCUCCGCCGUGACCAGCGACACGAUGCACGCGUUCGUCAUGGGAAACAAGGUGGGCGACGAAGUCUACCCGGUGAUGUGCGGAAGCCACAUCGCCACUGCGUACAGCGUGCUGCUCGCCGGCCUCGACCGCGGCAGCGGCACAGCCUCCACGAACCAGAGGUCGCUGGUGACGCGGCUCUUGAGCAACGUCCACCAGACGGCAGUCGGGAAGGUUCGAACCUGGACGAGCGCGUUGGGUUCCGAGGCGAUAGUAGCUCUCAGCUUGCGCCUAGGCAGCACCACCACUGUAGUGUGGCCCGAAGGGAAGAAGAACGAGAGCGACGGCGCCUGGUGGGGUGAGACACUGUACGGUCCCGACUACGACAACGCGACGCGCGGCUUCUUCGGGCACUGGGCCGAGAUUCGACGGCGAUUGCGGGCGUCUCUGAACAGCGAUGCCUACCAAUCCAGCCUCCGCGUGUUCCGAUUACAGUCGUCCAACGUGGCCACGUACGACGCCGUCUCGAACGCGAUUUCUGUCGGCGUCCAAGCAGUGACUGGGCCCUUCUAUGUGGCUGACGGAACGAGUGCCAUCAACUACGGUGGCCUGGGUUUUCUCUACGCCUUGCAGGUGGCGCGAACCAUCAAUACGCUCACGCUCCUUCUCGACGGCGACCGUACACCGUCGGCUUGGGUUCCUCCAAGAAACGCGACCGACGCCAGCGGGGCUCCAGGGCAGCCACUGUGGAAGCUGGGUCGGUGCCCUUCCUCUGACGCGUCCGCCCACGUGACGUCGCUCUACCCCGUGCUUCCGGCGCUGGAAAUCGCGCAUGACGCCUACAGGCGGUUCCGCAACGUCGCGGAGGACGUGCCCCUCCGGGGACUGCAGGCCUACAGCGCCGAGCAGGUCUUCUUCCUGACGGCCUGUCACGUGACCUGCUGGGCAAACAGCUCGGGGCAUCGCAUGUCGCCGGAGUGCACCGACGCCAUGCGCAACUUCGCGCCGUUCGCAGAUGCCUUCAGCUGUCCGGCCGGUUCCCCCAUGAACCCGCACGAGAGGUGCCGGUUUUUUUGAACUGCCCGCGCGAUCUCUAAUACGAUCGAGGGGCGCUCCAAAGAAAACUUCACGUCGCUUUCUUUUUCUCUCAUUCUUGCUUUUUGCUGACGCCGUGCUCUGUAGUUCCCGCUUCAGCUUUUUUGCUCGUUUAUCGUUUCUUUUUUGCAUUUUUUUCUUAUAUCGGGACUCGGCGAACCAGCUGCCAAGGCAUCUUACAAACUGUCCGCGUAUUGAAGAUAUCAUUUCAACAAACCAUACAGUGAAAGGUCUACGGCAUUGCUGUAUUCAGGACACAAGGCUGCUGUAAGGGUUCUCGGUGUGAUCUUUUUUACAGCGAAAGUACCUCUAGCCCCGGUAUGCAUAACGCGCGUGCGUACCACGCAUUUUUGCAAGGGUGCGAAUUGUCGUCAGUUACAAUCAUCGUAAAAAUAACCAUCGUAAUGAUAAUCAUUGUUAUCAUUACCAUCAUAGUUAUCUGAGCGCGGCUCUCAGAAUAAGUAGAGUUCGUCAUCAGCCAUCGUGUUUUGUCAAGUUUUUAGACUGCACAAUUUCGGGAUCAGCCGACAAGAGAGUUUAGAAACAGCUGAAUUUGGAAAGACACAACCCGCACUACUGCCGGUCCUCGGAGAAUUUCCCUAGAUUUAUCAAUGUUAGGCCUUGUUUAGAGAAAAAUUUUAUUAAAUCGAGGGGAAACUUGUUUAGGAUGUGGAGGGAACAGAGAUAUGAGAAACCAGUGCUCCAUACGAGAAACUGCUGAAGCGACACUGUGUUUUGAUUUCAGUCAGCGCAAAUCACCUUCGCAUUGGCAUGCGAAGUAUGACUUGUGGCCGUACCGCGGUGCAGUGGGCGCCUCCUGCCAUGUAAACAACAAGGUGUCAAUGUUCUAUGUAUGGAGCAAAGCUAUGCUGUUGACUUGUGCGUCCCUUGAAUGAAACAUAACCGGCGAAACAAACGCACGCUGCAAUACCAAACAAAGCAGCACGUGCGAAUCCCGCCAUAAGCAGACGCAACGCCGAGACCGAGAAGGCGGCCGGGGCCUUGUGGAGCCGCUCAUGCACGCAAAUUCACCCGGAAUCGUCAAUGGGCAGAGAAACUUUCUACAGAGUCGCACUUUAUAAGCACAGUGGCCACGUGUCCGUGCGAGUUUCGGUCUGAAUGAAAGCAAGAAAAUGUAACUUGUAUCUCCGUGGUUCGCAGCAAAUGUAAGCGCGUAAAGCGGGAGACACAUGGUGCGAUUUUGGGUGCGAUCGGUCGUACGACCAUUCGCAUCGGCAGCCGCACUCAACAGGUUUUCAACCAAAUCCGCCGCACGCGGCGCCGAAUCGCACGCCCCGCAUACGACCAACUCGCUGAAUAUUGUCGUGCGACUGCCGCAUCGGUCGGGCGGCCGCAGCCAAUGACAGCGCCGGUAGCGCGAACGUCACGGCCACGUCGUAGACCCGACGGGGCGGAGCCGGCGAGCGAGCGCCUCGCCGCUCCGAUCAUGUCUGUUUUUUUUCUUCUCCCUGGUCGAAACGAAGGCCUCUUUCGCCGGUGACGGCGGCACAUAAAUAAGCUGCAAUUUGUUUCUGACACGAAAUAACUUAUGGAAUAAAGUGGCCUCGAAAGAGUGCAUGUUAUAAAACGUUGUGCGAUAUAGUAAAUAGUUGGCGUGAUUUGUAAUCGGACGCGGUCAGCGCAGAUGCGCCAGCAAUCGUCUAUACGAAGCGGCAUGGCUGUGCUACGUCACUGCACCACGGCAUGCAAGACAAACAGGCGUCGCGAAGUGGCACACUGCUUUGACACUGUGAGGGUCGACCGGUGCCAGCUUUCUUAAAAGAUAGUCAAUCUUGG